This is a messenger RNA of Funneliformis caledonium, 1137 nucleotides long. The record is from the annotation of a GenBank genome assembly. Lineage: Eukaryota; Fungi; Glomeromycota; Glomeromycetes; Glomerales; Glomeraceae.
AUGUCGUUCAAGGCUAGAAGCGGCUUCGAGUUCACUUUGCUGAACUACAAUAACUUGUCAACUAAAGUUUACAGUCCUCCUUUUGCCACUUCCUUUGAUACGUUUUGGCAGCUAAAGUUCAAGCCGACAUCUAAAGAAAAUCCAGAAUAUUGCUCUGUAUAUCUCGUCGCCAUUCCAAGUCAUGAAGAAGGUGGCACGACAUCAGCAUGGACAAAUCGUGCAACGUAUUCUGCUGAUAUUUAUAUCAAACACCCAGAAACUUUAGUUGAAAUAAAAAAGGCAACGUUGGACACAACAAAGUUCUCCGCUAUUAAACCAUUAAGGGGUUGGAAUAGAUUCUGCAAAAAAACUUUGCUUCCUUCCGAUCAAAUAAUACUCGGUAUAGAAUUUGAUAAAACCGAAUUUGGUACUCCCGACGAGAAGCCAAGAUUUCCUGGAAAUGGGAAACCUUUCCCGGAUGAUCUGGUGACGGCCUGGGCGGAUCAAUUAAACAAACCAGAGUAUGCUGACGUAGAAUUUAAAGUGCAAGGGCAAUCGAUUUAUGCAAACACAACUAUACUUAUGCGAAGAUCUGAAUAUUUUCAAAGAAUGUUUGUAGGAAGAUGGAUGGAGUCAAUCACAUAUAAUCAAGGUGAAGAAGAACAGCAGACACAGCAACAGCGACGACAACAGGAGCAACAGGUCCCGACACCCGAAGAUGAUGAUGAUACUGAUAUGGAUAGCAACACUUCUGGAAGCAAUUCGACAUCAUCUCAUAAGCGAAGGAGAAUGUUGCGAUUUCUUUAUACAAAUCGAGUAUCCUUCGGAACCAGAGAUUCCCCAACGUCUCCUGUGAAUCUUUUCAAAAUUGCAGAUAAAUAUUUAAUAGAAAACCUACAACAGCACGCCAAAGUAAAAUUAUGUCGAGGAUUGAAUGUAAACAACGCAGCCGAGUUCUUAUUCAGUACGGCAUGGCAAUACGAUGAAUUGAGGAAUCAUGUGAUGAGCUACGUUGUGCAAAACUUUCAAAUCGUGUGUAAGACAUCUGGAUUCAAGAACAUUACUUCUAAUCCAUCUUGCUAUCCACAAUUUCAUGACCUAAUUACCGAGAUCUUGCACAAAGUAUUUGCAGAUGGUGAUUCGGAUUAUAGUGAUUAA